AAAAAAAGAAUACAAUUAAAAAGAAAGAUGAUAGGAUGGGGAGACAUAUACAAGGUGGUUCAAGCCAUGGUGCCCCUCUACUUCGCAGCCUCAUCCCUCGGCUACGGCUCCGUCCGGUGGCUGGCGAUCUUCACCCCGCUGGCGCAGCCGGACGCCAUCAACCGCCUCGUCGCCUUCUUCGCCCUCCCCUUCUUCACCUUCCACUUCACCUUAACCAUCAACCCCUUCACCAGUAUGGGAGGAAAGCCCACGUUUUGGAUGUUGAUGAAGAUUGUUUGGAUUAAGCUCGCCCUUAAUCCUAACACUUACGCUAGUGUGCUUGGUGUUUCUUGGGCUUUCAUUGCUAAUCGGUGGCACUUCCAGAUGCCGGUUAUCAUGGAUAAUUCGGUCUUAAUCAUGGCAAAAUCAGGAACCGGAAUGGCUAUGUUCAGCAUGGGGCUGUUUAUGGCGCAACAAAAGAAGAUAAUCGCUUGUGGGCCUGGUUUGACGGCCAUUGGCAUGGCCCUGAGGUUCGUUGCUGGCCCUGCUGCGAUGGCCGUUGGGUCUAUCGCUGUGGGCCUCCAUGGCGAUGUUCUCCGAGUUGCAAUCAUACAGGCUGCGGUACCUCAAUCCAUUACCUCGUUUAUAUUUGCCAAGGAGUAUGGUUUGCAUGCUGAUGUGCUGAGCACUGCGGUAAUAUUUGGGAUGCUGGCCUCUUUACCGAUACUCGUCGUAUAUUAUAUACUCUUAGAAUUCAUGCAUUAAUUGUAAAGGAAGGAAAACUAACCUCCUUGAUCACUUCUCUCUUUUUUUUUGUAUUUUUACUAAUUCCACAAGGAAUUU
This is a messenger RNA of Asparagus officinalis (garden asparagus), 822 nucleotides long. Its product is annotated as probable auxin efflux carrier component 5a. Gene Ontology annotation, biological process: auxin polar transport; auxin export across the plasma membrane. NCBI's taxonomy places the organism in Eukaryota, Viridiplantae, Streptophyta, Magnoliopsida, Asparagales, Asparagaceae. Gene Ontology annotation, cellular component: plasma membrane; endoplasmic reticulum. Gene Ontology annotation, molecular function: auxin efflux transmembrane transporter activity. The record is from RefSeq and is a predicted model, not a curated record.